AAUUAGUAAGAGCCGAACAUAUGUAUUUAAAAGUACAGCACGUAAGAAAAAUCAUACCAGUAACAAGUGACCAUCGUGAGCAAAAGUUCUUAGGUGAACUAUGGUAAAACAGCUCCUUUGCAGCAUCGUUAUCUUGACUUGUUAAUUGCCAUUUAAUACAAUUAUUAAAAUGUUAAAAAAGUCUUUACUUAUACUUAAUCUACUCUUCUGCUACCUGAAUAACUUUGGCUUAUGUGUAACCACAUUAUCUGAUCCAAGGGAUUUGUGUAGUCUUUUCACGGAUGGUACACGCCUUCGAAAACCCGGUUCUUGCACAGAAUAUAUACAUUGUUCCAACUCCACUGGAGUUAUAUACUCAUGCCCAUCUCUACAAAAAUUCGAUCGCAACGCACAAAGUUGUGUUCUAGAAGCCAAGCUCUCUGAUGUUGACGACUAUUGCCGCAAUCGGUGUUUAAAUAUUAAUGGUAAAUGGGUUACCGACCCAGCCACUUGUAAGGGAUAUUUCUACUGUGACAAUGGUCAACCACUGCAGGGUUACUGUGAAAAUGGUUAUUAUUUUAAUGAGGCAAAAUCGAUAUGCGAUUUUGAAAAUAUAAACUCUUGUAAUGUAAUACCGGAAAUUUGUGAUUUAGUACCGGAUGGAACGAAUUAUCGUAAUUCAACAGACUGCAGUACUUACUACCUCUGUAAAAAUGGCAAGAGUGUAAGCCAAAAAUGCACAAAAUACUUCAAUGUCGAAACUAGUACCUGUGGAACAAAGUUACCGAACUAUCCUUGCGCCCCAAAAUUUGACUGCAGAAAUCGCAAAGGUUUAUAUUCCGAUGGUGUAUCAUGUCGUGGCUAUUUUUACUGUCGCGAUUAUGGAAAGGAAAAUGACUUGAACCCCAUCUUUCUGCAAUGCCCAGUCGGCAAAUUAUUCGAUCAAACAACCUCAUCAUGUACUGAUCCUACCGAAUCGGAUUGCAGUUAUGAUCGAUGCCAAGGUCGGGGUGAUAUCGAUGUUCAAACUGUUGACGACAAUUGCAGAAGCUAUACAAUUUGCAAAAAUGGUGAGCAAAUUGAAAAGAAGCGGUGUAGUGGCGACAAAUUCUUUGAUGAAAAGUCACAGGCCUGUGUACAUACCUUAAUUACUUACAAGUGUUGUGAUGGGAAGUAACAUUACCCAACUGGUAAUAUUCCCUGUAAUCUGCGCAAACAUUCACUUAAAUUGUAGUAUUGGUGGCGGUAAUAAAGGAAAUAUCAAUAGUUUAUCAUAUAUAAUACUUGUGAUAACUUAAUGAAGUAUAUAUUUCUACAAU
Molecule: messenger RNA, 1298 nt
Organism: Bactrocera oleae (olive fruit fly)
Lineage: Eukaryota; Metazoa; Arthropoda; Insecta; Diptera; Tephritidae
Product: peritrophin-44
Cellular component (GO): extracellular region
Molecular function (GO): chitin binding
Source: RefSeq, a predicted model, not a curated record